UCCGCUCUGCGUGUGCGCGAGACCAGCCUCCCCGAAACCUGAGCGAGGCAGAGGCAGCGAAACGAGAGGCGACAGAGCGCGAGCGCUACCACCACCCUCAGCACAACAUGGCUACAAUUGCAACCUCGACCAGGUUUACAGACGAGUACCAGCUCUACGAGGAGCUCGGAAAGGGUGCCUUCUCCGUAGUCCGGCGAUGUGUAAAGAAAUCAACCGGCCAGGAAUAUGCUGCUAAAAUUAUCAACACAAAAAAGCUGUCAGCACGAGAUCACCAGAAACUGGAGCGGGAAGCACGGAUCUGUCGUCUGCUCAAACACCCCAACAUAGUGCGGCUUCAUGACAGUAUCUCAGAAGAAGGCUUCCAUUACCUCGUUUUUGACCUUGUUACUGGAGGAGAGCUGUUUGAAGACAUUGUUGCUAGAGAGUAUUACAGUGAAGCAGAUGCCAGCCACUGCAUUAAUCAGAUCCUGGAGAGCGUCAGCCACAUCCACCAGCAUGACAUUGUGCACAGGGACCUCAAGCCUGAGAAUCUGCUGUUGGCCAGUAAGAUGAAGGGGGCAGCGGUGAAGCUGGCUGACUUCGGGCUGGCCAUUGAGGUGCAGGGUGAUCAGCAAGCCUGGUUUGGUUUUGCCGGCACUCCUGGAUAUCUGUCCCCUGAGGUUUUGAGAAAGGACCCCUAUGGAAAACCAGUGGACAUUUGGGCCUGUGGAGUUAUUCUCUACAUCCUGCUGGUGGGCUAUCCCCCCUUCUGGGAUGAAGACCAGCACAAACUCUAUCAGCAGAUUAAAGCAGGAGCGUACGAUUUUCCUUCUCCAGAGUGGGACACUGUUACUCCAGAGGCCAAGAACCUCAUCAAUCAGAUGCUGACCAUCAACCCAGCAAAGAGGAUCACUGCUGAUCAGGCUCUCAAGCACCCAUGGGUUUGCCAACGCUCCACUGUGGCUUCCAUGAUGCAUCGUCAAGAGACUGUUGAGUGUCUGCGCAAAUUCAAUGCAAGGAGAAAACUGAAGGGGGCCAUUCUCACCACCAUGCUGGUAUCUAGAAACUUCUCUGUGGGCCGGCAGCACACCAGCCCCGCCGCCCCCACCACCAGCACGGCUGCGCUGGCCCAGGAAGCAUGCAAAAGUUUACUGAACAAAAAGUCUGAUGGAGUGAAGCCACAGACAAACAACAAUAAAAACAGUGUAGUAAGCAGCAGCAGCACCAAAGACAGCAGCAUAUCAUCCACAGCACCAAUGGAACCACAGACCACUGUCGUGCACAACCCAGCCGACGGCAUCAAGGGUUCCACAGAGAGCUGUAACACUACAGAAGAGGAGGACAUGAAAGGUAGGAAAGUAUCAGUCGGAGAGGUUAGCAGUGACAGCGCAGUGGUCAGCCAAUGCAGUGCCUCUGAGGAGCCCACGCCUCAGACUGAGGCUCCUCCCCCCCUCCUACCUCCCACUGAGGUGCAGCAUGAUGUGAAGCGUGUGGCAUGGAGCAGUAGAAGGCAGAGCUCUUGCCCUGAUCUGGAGCCUGCUGUGCCUGCCCCAGCCUCCAGAGCAGCAGCAGGCAGCAGCAGUUCACAGCAGUCACGCAAGCAGGAGAUCAUUAAGAUCACUGAACAGCUGAUUGAGGCCAUCAACAAUGGAGACUUUGAGGCCUACACGAGAAUCUGUGAUCCAGGUCUGACCUCCUUUGAACCUGAGGCACUGGGCAAUCUGGUGGAGGGGAUGGACUUCCACAAAUUCUACUUUGAAAAUCUCUUGAGUAAGAACAGCAAGCCAGUGCACACCACCAUCUUGAAUCCACACGUGCACCUGAUCGGAGAGGACGCAGCCUGCAUUGCAUACAUCCGUCUGACGCAGUACAUCGACAGCCAGGGCCGUCCGCGUAGCUGCCAGUCAGAAGAGACUCGUGUGUGGCACCGCCGCGAUGCUAAAUGGCUCAACGUGCACUUCCACUGCUCAGGAGCACCUGCUGCACCUUUACAGUGAACCAAACCAGGCACAGCUUACCUGGAUAAUUGGAGCAUUUCUUCUCGGUGGCUGGAUUGGCGCCAGGAGCCCGGCCUGAAGAGAAAACAUGAGGGGGGAAAAAAUAACGCAACCAAGUUAAAAAAAAAAAUUAAAUAAAAAAUUGAAAGCCAACUGUGGCCACCACCACUUCAGUCCUACCGUAGCUAGACGUGGGGGCCGGCUGUGGCAAGUGGCCCCGCCCUCCGGAUGCUGCAUGCUUCUGAUGCCCAAAGGGGGCGCUGUCUUGUCCUUUUUGCCCAUGAUCCCAUCUUUUCUGCCCGUCGUUCGGAAAGAGUGUUUAAAGUAUUAAUCUGUUGUAAAAUAUCGAGAUUGUUGAUCCUCACACUAUUAACAGGGCUGAAAGUGAUGGCAGUUUCAAAUCUGAAAUGUGAAAUAGUGAAAAGGAGAACCCACUGUUUCAGUGGAUGGUGUUUUUUUUUUUUUUUGGUUAGUUUUGUUUUUUUCUGCCUUUGUUUCUUUUUUCUUUUUUUUUUAAACAUGUAUAAGUCUUGUUUGGAUGCAAUGUCACGUGAGGAGUGGGAUAUUUGAGGGGCUAAACUAAAACUUUGCUUAUUAUCAUGAGUAAAGCUACCAAAGUGUAGAAUUUAGGCAUCAACCAGAAGUUGUUUUAACAAUAUUUUUUAUUCUGUUUGAUAAAAGGAGGGAAGCUGUGAGGACGGUUAUUAUUAUUUUUAUUUUAAUUUUUUUUUGAAGUAUUUUUGUGUUAUUUUGUGGAACUCUUGGUUUUUAUCUCCUGAAUAAUGCUGUAUUUAAAAGUAUUUUGUGUUUUCAAAAAAAAGAAGCUGAUUUUUAAAAGCGGGGCACGGUUUAAUAGUUGUGUAUACAUAGAUAUUUAUAAAGAGAAGGGAAAAAAAGACAAAAAAUGAUUUUAGUGUCUGUGUAAAGGGAACUUUUGAGAGCUUUCGAGGGGGUGUGAGCAUGUUUGUGUGUGUGUGUGAAUGUGUGUAUUAUUUAGUUUAGCCUGUUGGCUCUGUUGUGCUUUAAGAAGCACAUGUACAUGUCUAUCUAUAUACACACCAACACACACACACAGCUACCGAGAACACAAACAUGGGCUGGGUCACUUGGCCUGUCUGCUUGUUUGUCUGCUUGUUGGCAGGUGUGAUACCUGAGUCCUCAGAACCUGAAGUUGCAGAACGCUCCCUUCAAUUUAUCAGUGUGUUCUGAGCACACCUUCGUCUUCUGCCUGCCAGGGGGGGCUAAACACUACUCUCACAUACAUCGUCUUUUAGUGCCCCCUUCUCUCUCUCUGUCUCUCUCUCACUUUCCCAGGGCUCCGGCCUCUUGUGCAUAUCAUUUGUUUUUUUUCUAUACUGUUCAAAGCAUGUUUGGAUUGAAUUGAAUUGAAAUGGCCUGUACUGUUUUGCACAUUAGCCUGAGAUGCUAUGCUGUUCCGUUCACUCCUCGUGGACUUUUCUGCAACUUCAGGUUAUGAAAGCCCUCUCCGACAGGUUCUUUCUCCAAAGGGGACCCUGACACCAGCCCGUGCAACCCCAUUACACCCUUCCCACCCCCACUGUGUUGGUCUGUCCUGCACACUUGCCUGCUGUCUGCUGUCCGAGGUCUGGUCCUGUCCGUGUCGUUCCGUCUGUUCGCUCACUUCCUGUGCUUUGUCUCCGAGGCUCACUGUGAGCAGUGCCUGAGCAGGUUAGUCCUGAGGAAGAAAGAAGGAAGGAUGGAGGGUGACUCAGGAUAUGGAAGUUCUGAGUCUGACUUGGGAGAGAAAGGGGGAGGAGCUAAGAGCAGUGAGUCCAGGUCAUGCUGAAAGGCUGUUGGGUUUAUCGGCCCCUUUUGUGGCAGUUUGUGUUGUAAUGUUCUAAUGUUAGUGUUCUUAGUGUUGGUGUAUUUUCUGGGUCAUAUAUUUUUGUUUUUUGUUUCGUUUGUUUAUGUAAAUACUAAUGCAGUGCCCGUUGCCCUUUGUAGUUGUGGGUGGAGCCUAGGCUGUGCCAAUUUUGCACACGCCCACUUUGUCCGUCUUCAUCCCUAAAAACACAUGCUCAUGGACUUCCAGUGCACUGGUGAAAUAGGUAAAAUCAUGGAUCAUGCUGUAAAAUGCACGUUCACAAAGCAAACGAGACGUGUGGUUGUGUGUUCAAUGCUCACAUGACACAGUGUUCUCCCUUUAAGGCAUAUCUGUGUGUGUGUAUAUCUGUGUGACAUGAAUACUGCUUAUUUUCACUGUGGUCAAAAAGUAGAAACGUGAAUAAUAUCAGUGACCCCAUGCGGGAAAGGCUUAAUGCAUACGCUGUUCACUUUGUUCUAAGCCGUUAUGCUCCUUUCAUUGUAUUUAGCAGUAAUUAGUAUGGCUGCGAGUAGACAAGAUUCAUCUGAUGGAAGAAAAGGAUAAGAAAAAUGGUAAAAGGAAAGAUUCAGUUGUAUAUAUCAAACAUAUCUAACUCACCACAGAACACCCAGUGAGGCACUGUGACACCUUUCCGCCCCAUCAGUUUCCUUUUUGGGCCCUGGUGCAGUGCUUGUACAGUUCCAGUGUGAUGUCGUCCAAGUAGCGUCUCUUCUGACUUCGUUGCCCUGUCCUCUGAGGCCCGCCCUUCUCUCUCAUCCUAGUGUCUCCACACAGCCAUAAGGAAUGGUCACCUUAAAAAAAAAUACAAUGCAGAGCGUUUUAUAAAGGGGAAAAAUAUGUUCUUAUGUUACGUAGCUUGCGAUAAGAGGGAGAACUUACGAUACGCCAACCGAAAUAACUCAAAAAAGGAAAAAAAGAAAAGAAAAAAAAAAGGCCACUCACUUAAACAACAAACCAAACCAUAUAUGCAGUUGGACAGAAGGAGGAAAAAUAUGCAUGUCUACUCUGGUAAUAUUUUUCACUGUCUGUGUUAACUUAAAAAUGGAAAUCUUUAUCUAUCUAUCUAUCUAUAUAUAUAUAUGUUACCUGCAUUCUCAAGGUAAUGGAAAAAUGGCUGUUUUCAACGCUGAAAUGAAGUGAUGUUUAAAAGAAAAAGAAAAAAAAAAGACAAAAAAAGAAUAUCAAAGCCUUAGUAUGUUCCCCAGAUUCUAGUCGAUUUAUUGCAUUGUAACCAUAUGAUGGGGCUACAUAUGACUAUAAUCUGAGUUUAAUUGGAUGCUGGAUUUUUGCAUGACCAUACGAUUAAUAAAAACCAUGAGUUAAAAAUAUCAAGUGUUUGUUUGAAUGUUAGUAGAUCUUCAUUAUAGCUUUGUUAUUGAAACGUCUGAAAGUAUUUAAUAAAAAUAACAUUUAAACAUAA
Molecule: messenger RNA, 5242 nt
Organism: Astyanax mexicanus (Mexican tetra)
Lineage: Eukaryota; Metazoa; Chordata; Actinopteri; Characiformes; Acestrorhamphidae
Gene: camk2g2
Product: calcium/calmodulin-dependent protein kinase (CaM kinase) II gamma 2
Exons: 23
Coding region: 108-1976 (622 amino acids)
Biological process (GO): protein phosphorylation
Cellular component (GO): neuron projection; cytoplasm
Molecular function (GO): calmodulin binding; calcium/calmodulin-dependent protein kinase activity; ATP binding
Source: RefSeq, a predicted model, not a curated record